Messenger RNA from Mercenaria mercenaria, 1375 nucleotides. RefSeq lists its product as uncharacterized. The record is from RefSeq and is a predicted model, not a curated record. NCBI's taxonomy places the organism in Eukaryota, Metazoa, Mollusca, Bivalvia, Venerida, Veneridae. The transcript has 3 exons. The coding region runs from base 245 to 721 and encodes 158 amino acids.
UCGGGAAUUUCAGCCUAGUAUUGUAACCUUUUGUAGAAUAAAACAACUGUGCGACGAUGUGCCCAGGAGCAAGCGUGGAUUUCAAAUGGAGAAAAUAUAGAGAAUCUGAUUUGUGAUAAAUAUUGAUCAAUGGAAAACUCAUUGAAUACUAUAAUUUUGAGAGUGACAAUUAUCCGGAAAAUGCAGAAGUAUAGAAUUUGCUCACUGCUGUUUUGCGGGUGACAACAUUAUUUCAAACUAAGAUAUGGCAUCGUCUACUGUGGAAGAUUUUUGGGAUAUCUAUAACAAUGAGUGGAAGGAAGCCCGAACGUGUUUGAGAAAAGAGAGGAAUGAAGAAGAAGUUAUAUAUCAGCUUAUGAGAAUAGUAAGGGGUGUAUAUGAUUUAUGCCUUAACGAAGCUCAGACGGUAAAGACGUCAAAUGAAAUAGACGACAUUGUUGAGGAAUAUUUGCUCAAGAGACUUCCAAAAUCAUUCGACAAAGACAAUUUGCCAACAUCCGUUAGGUUGUUCAUACAUCGAUGUAUACAAAGUUUAUAUAAGCUCUGCUGUACGAAACCAGAUAUAUGUAUAUACUGGAUUCCGAAAGGAGAAGUGAUUGAUAAGGAGAAAUUCGACAUAGAGGGAAACAAAGAUGAACAUGUAUGUGACUGGACUGUUUGGCCAGCUGUUUUAGCUGAUGAUGGAACUUUGUUAAAGAAAGGAGUAGUCAUUUCUGUGUGAGCAAACUGAUUUUAUUUAGUGGUUAAUGCGGGUUAUAUUUCAUGUUAAAUAUACCAAACAUGCCAUUACAUUCCCCUGUAAAUAAUUGAUUCAUAGUUUUAUUUCGAUGACCAAACGUUUUAUUCACAUUUGGCGCCAUAUAACCUGUACUGUGUUUGUAAAUCUGAAUAAACAUACAUUGUAUCUCAUAUGUAAUGUGAAAAUUGCCGUGUAAAGUAAUAUCAUCCACUAUAUGUUAGCGUGAUGUGAAUGAAACACUUGGGGCAAUAAAAUCAUAUUCAAUUCACACGAUGUAUCUACUUUAGCAAUAUUGUUGAUAUCCAAGUUGUUUCUGUUAGGAUUAACAAGCUCGUCCUCACUGAAGAACUGUGAAAGUACAUACAUGUUUUGUCUGCUGUUAUAGUCCACCUGUUUUAUUCAUGUCAUCAUGAAACAGAAUAUAAGUUGCAUUUACCCCUAAAUGACAGCUGUGAGCUUGUUUAAAAGCUUUGAAAGCUGCAGUGCAGCAAGUAUCUUUUAUACCGUUCUCUUGACUGUAAAUGGGAGGUAAAUAUAUAUAGUAACGGUUAAAACAACUUCCAUUUUUACUAUAGUUCAGUUAUAUUAAUUUUCUGCAAUUACAUAUAUUUAAAUUUUAUGACGAUUUGUUCUAUA